UGGGGGGUGGGACACGUACAACAGCUGCACAGGGACGCGCAGCGCUAAAUGUAACCCCCACCCCUCCCACGGAGAGGCCGCAUCGGAGACGCAGGAAAUUGAGGGGGGGCUUUCCCGCCCCGACUGUAGCUCCGAGCCCAGGCGCGGGACGUGGCGGCGCACAAGCUGCGGCGGGGGCCGGGGGAUCGAUCCGAGCCGCCCAGCGGCUGUUCCCAGCUCGGCGAGCCGCGCUGCGCGGCUGCAAUCGGGCGGGGCCGAGGGAGGCCGAACGGACCCGAGCCGGCGCACGGGGCCGGGGGCUGCCUUGCCUCGGGCGGCGCGACCCCGGCGUAGGCUCCUAGCCCCUGGCCGGCGCUCGCCACCAUGGGAGCCAUGAGGGAGCCGCUGCCCCGGGGCGCGCUGGGCUCCUUGUUGCUGCUGCUGGUGCUGGGACUGUGUGGGGCGCGGGAGGUGCACCUGCCCCCAGGGCCCCUGUUCCGCGUGGAGGGCACGGCCAUCUCCAUCCCCUGCAGCGUCUCAGAGUACGAGGGCCCCACGCUGCAGCACUUUGAGUGGUUCCUGUACCGCCCGACGGCUCCCGAGAUCUCCAUCGGCAUGAUCAGCACCAGGGACCCCAGCUUCCCCUACGCUGUCUUCGGCCCCCGCGUGCAGAGUGGGGAGGUGUCAGUGCAGCGGCUGCGUGGCGAUGCCAUCGAGUUACGCAUCGCCCGGCUGCGGGCCGAGGACGCUGGUGUCUACGAGUGCUACACGCCCACCACCGACUCCAUGUACCACGGCAACUACAGCAGCAAGGUGGUGCUGAAAGUGAUCCCUGACAUGCUCGGGGUCUUGGCCCCCACACCCAGGCCCCUUCUGCGAGGCCGCAUGGCUGGCACCUCCCCGCUGCAGCUCAGCUUGUCGGAGGGCCAGGAGCUGCAGUUGAGCUGCACGGCCCAGAGCCAGACGCAGCAGCACACCCAUCUCUCUGUCUCCUUCGGGGUGUCGGCUCCCGAUGCCCCCGUGGGGCGCCAGACGCUGCAGGAGGUGGUCGGGGUGCGGCGUGACUUCGCCGUGGAAGCUGGCGGGCACUUUGCCGAGCGGUACCGGUCUGGGGAGCUCUCUGUGGCCAAGGCAGGCAGCGAACAGUACAAGCUGGCCAUCGGGCGGGUGCGCCCGGGAGACGCGGGCACCUACCACUGCACAGUAGGCGAAUGGAUCCAGGACCCCGACGGCAGCUGGCAGCUGAUCGCCGAGAAGCGGGCAGCGCUGGCCCAGGUGACUGUCCAGUCCAUCGCGAGCCAGCUGGCAGUGUCGGCCAGCCCGCCCGAGGUCCGGCUCAGCGCUGGAGACGCCCUGGAGCUUCUUUGCAAUCUGUCAGGCCCUGCGGCCCCUGCACCCCACGUGGUGUAUGCCGUGAGCUGGGAGGUGGGCGAGGGGGACGGGCUGCUGGUGGCACAGCUGGACACGGAUGGAGUGGCCAUCGUCGGGGAGAGCUAUGCCAACAGCCAGGUGGGCCGGCGCCAAGUCUCGCUGCAGAAGCUGACGCCCGCCCCAGGCUCCUACCGGCUGCGGAUCGAGUCGGCCCAGCCAGGGGACGCGGGCACCUACCGCUGCGUGGCCCGGGCCUACGUGCACUUCCCUGAUGCCCAGCUGCGGGAGGUGGCCAGCAGCCGGUCACAGGGGCUGAAGGUGCACAUGAAAUCAGAAGCCGUGGUGGUGGAGGCCUACGCGUGGCUGCCCGUCCCCGCCACCUACCGCGGGGACACGGCCGAGCUGCUGUGCAACAUCUCGGUGGAGUCGACCCAGGCCGUCCACAUGGCCGUCAGCUGGUGGGUGGAGGUGACGUUGGGGGAGGAGGAGCCCCAGGGCCGGAUGGUGGCGUCUUUGAGCCGCGAGGGUGUGGCCGAGCUGGGCCGGCGGGCAUCAGGCGGGGACAUGAGUCUGGACAAGGUGGGGCCGCAGUGCCACCGGCUGCGGCUCCAUGGGGUGGAGCCGUCCGACGAAGGGAGGUACCACUGCGCCGUCACCUCCUGGGUGCGCUACCCCGACCGCAGCUGGUACAACGCCGGGGCCGUGAAGUCCAACUCCGUCGCCGUGUAUCCCUAUGCCCGGGCCAUGGACACCCUGUUCAUCCCCCUCAUUGUGGGCAUUGCCAGCGCCCUCUUCACGGGCAUCGCCAUCCUCGCCACCAUCACCUGCUGCUUUAUGAGGCGGCUCCGCAAGAGGUGAAGCGCACGGGAGACUGGCCCCAGGGCGCUGCAGGUGCCUGCUCCAUCUCGCUCUCCUGCCAGCCUUCACUCAAGUCACUGGGCUCCCUUUUUCCCCUCCACUUGUGACUUUUGACCUCUCACCUCCAUGGACCGGCUUGGGCAGCAUUUCAGCUCCUCGGACUGCACACUGGCUUCUUCCUUCAUUUGAGUCAUUCCAUUUUUUUUUUUCUAAACUCAACCCAGAUCCAGACAAGCCCCUGGUGGGAGAUGGGAGACCCUGGGUCCUGCAUCAGGGCCAAACGUUGCCAAGAAGUCGAUGCGUCCGUCUGAGACAUCCAGGCUGGAGAGGUCCCUCUCCGGAGGACAUGAGGGACAGUGGCACUGCCUCAUCUGCUCCUGGACUCACUGCUUCCCUGAUCCUUCCCUACCUUGUCUCUGUGCCCCAGGGUGGGAGCGUGGGGGCUGCUUUUCCCUCUGCUGCCAGCAUCUCUACAUCCUCUACCCCCUCUGUCUGUAACCUGUUCUCUCCUCCCCUCUCUCAUGUGUUUGGCUCGGUGAGGGCUGUCCUGUGGAUCUAGACAUGUGUGGACUCUGCCCCUGCAGUGUGUGCAGAGAAAGGGUGUAUCAUUCCCUAGGGGAGGGGCCCAGUGGCUCUGCUCUGGAGAAUCUGAGACUUGAUCUACCGGAGAUCUCAGAGUCAGUAACGUGUUUGUAGCCGAUAACGUGGACAACAGCCUGCUACCGCUGCCAGCUGAGGGAAUUCCUCCUCUAGCCGGAGCAGUAGAGCCUUGUGCUUUAGAGCUGAAGGUCCUGGGUGCAAACCCUGCUGAUGACCCAUGCUGGGGUCAUGAUUGGGUGACCUCAGGUGACCUGAGAGAGGGGAGGGGUCUGCUUUUGUGUAAGAAAAGAAAGGGACUCUAAUGCCAAAGGAUGGGGGCUCAGGCCUUCCUUGGCCCCCCCCCUCUCCCUUUGGGGUUUUAAUUGCACCCCAGCUCUGCCUUCAGGAACAGCCGAGUACUCUACCAGUGGCUGGACCUGUCCCCAGAGCGGUCCCUUUGCAGCCAACGGGCCGGAUCCUGCCAUAUCCCUCGUGCUCACUGCACCUGUGCUCUCAGGCUGAUCUGAUGGCAUUUUACACUGACUGCGAGAAAUCCUGGCCCCCCUGAAGUCAAUGGAAAACCCCCCAUGAUCUGCAGUGGGGCCCGGAUUCCAGCUGUGGUGUAAACAAGGCAGAAUCAGACUCGGGUGUUUCUGUUAAAGGGACACACGUAGCGAUGGCCACGGAGUUCGGGUUUGUUAAAUAGAUCCUAAAACCGGAUAUCGGUGGAGAUGGGCUAAAACAACUGGUGGCAGGUUUUUAAUGAAACCUUCCCCCAGGUCCCUGCACAAGGGAAAGUGCCGAAGCUGGCAAGAGACGUGCUUGUCCUUUAGCCUCCCGGGUGCUGGGGAGUUACCUAGAACGCCGGGCUUUAGAAAAAGAGCAGUUGGUUUUGAUGAUGUGGUUUUAAUGUAACAGGCACACGACAGCCAGGCUUUUCCAAAGUUGCCUGGAAUGUUGCUGUUCAAACCAGGGCAAUCGGCCGUGCACGCUCCUGACACGGUUUAGAAAAACCUCUGCCCACGUAAUGGUCAUUCGUGUGACCGGUCUUGGCACAAUGGGGGGUUCCCCCACAUUACGAGCACAGAAUAGCAUGGGUUGGGGAAAUAACAUGUUUAGACAGAUAAGCACUAUAUAGCGACAGCCACUGUACAUAGGUGUAUAAAUUAUUAGUCUCUUUUUAGAGAUAUAGGAUCAGAUCCUUAUCUGGUGUAAAUCAACAUAGCUCCUUCAAAGGGACCCCACUUGGCAGGAUCGAAUCCUUGCUUCAAAGGGCCGAGCUGCCUGGCCCUGGUGCAGCAAAGCCCUUAAGCAUCUUCUUAACUCGAAAUCGGCCACUUGUUCCAUUGAAGUAAAUGGGAGUGCUCCUGUGAUUACAGUUAAGCACGCGCUUUGCUGAAUGAGGGUCUCUAACCCCAGCAGGGGGUCUGAUCCUCUCUACACACAUCACUAUACCGAGAUCUAGAUCUAUUUAGUAAUGACGGUGUGGUGUAAAAUCCCUAGAGAUCAUCCCAAACCUUUAGAACUGUGUUAUGUUGCAGAUUAGAGAGGGGAUCCGUUUUCUGAAGCUCAGGGUCGAUGUGGAAUGUUUCCAGAAAGUCUGUUUUUAAACAUUUCCUUUUUGGCGCUCUUGCUAAAUUGGGUAGUAACCCAGCCUGGGGACAAACUUGGGUGGUGCGGGAGGGGUUAAUGCCUGAUUUUUUUAUUUUUUUCCCCCAGCUCUGGAGAGCGCGGUUCAGGUUUGGUUUAAGUCACAAAGCCGCGCACAAUUUAGGUUGCCCGACUGUUCAGGGGAGUGGAACGGGGGAGGGGUUAACGGGUCGGGGUUCAUGUUUGCAAACCCCACAGCCGUGCUAGGCCUCUUGCCUUCAGGUUUAGUUACUGAUGAUUCCUGCAGACCCCAAGUCUCUCCGGUGGAUCUAAUCUGUUGCCAUGGAAAUCCUGGCUCAUGUUGGGAGCAGGGCAAGGGGGUGGGGGGAUUGGACUCAUUUUUCAUUAAUGUGAUGUCAUAAGGAGGUUCCCACCCUAGUAAAGAGAAUUUCCUUGUAUUGUU
Molecule: messenger RNA, 4840 nt
Organism: Chrysemys picta bellii (western painted turtle)
Lineage: Eukaryota; Metazoa; Chordata; Testudines; Emydidae
Source: RefSeq, a predicted model, not a curated record